This is a messenger RNA of Haplochromis burtoni (Burton's mouthbrooder), 1538 nucleotides long. Its product is annotated as plancitoxin-1. Gene Ontology annotation, molecular function: deoxyribonuclease II activity. Bases 168 to 1334 code for a protein of 388 amino acids. The transcript has 7 exons. NCBI's taxonomy places the organism in Eukaryota, Metazoa, Chordata, Actinopteri, Cichliformes, Cichlidae. Gene Ontology annotation, biological process: apoptotic DNA fragmentation. The record is from RefSeq and is a predicted model, not a curated record.
AGAGGAUUUAAGUGAGGGGGAACAGACAAAUACACAAAGAGGUGGAUAGAUCUGAGGUGAAGACCACGCUCUGUCAGAAAUACUGAGACGACUGAAGUGGUGGAAGCCAAAUAAACUGUUCCUGGAAGGUGCCAACAUAAACCAGGUUGUGCUGUGGCUGUUUUACGAUGUGGAGGCUCGUGCUGACUCUCACUCUGUUCUUCUUGGGAUCUGAGGCCAUAGUGACCUGCAGGGAUAACAAUGAUCAUGAGGUAGACUGGUACAUCUUAUAUAAGGCACCAGGAGAGAUGAUCCCAGAUCCUCAAAAUCCUCAAACUAAAAUAUACAAAAGGGAGAUAAAAUACAUUUACAUCGAUUCAACACAAAGAGUGGAUAUGGUACCCGGUACAACUAACUAUAAGACCCUCAUCGAUUCUUCUGCUGCCUUGGGCAACACGCUGAGGCCAAUCUUGAAGUCAGUUAAAGACAUGCCACGAAACUUUGGAUUCCUCAGUUACAGCGAUCAGCCUCCAGGAUGUAGUGCCAACACUGACAUUUUUGGCCACAGUAAAGGGGUUCUGAUGGUUGAAAAAAACAAUUAUGGGGUCUGGCUCUUACACAGCAUGCCUCAAUUCCCCUUCAGAAGAGACCAAAACAAGUUCUGGCCUGAAAGCGGAUUUAAAAAUGCUCAGACGUUCAUUUGUGUAACUUUCCCCUACGACCAGUUCAAAAACAUCGGUAAUCACCUGCAGUACAUCGGAGCUUUUCCUUUUGACUAUGAUAUUCCAAAUGAUUUCCAUCAAGAGCUCAUUAAAGCAACAAAAUGGGUUCAAGUCAACCCACCAAGAACCUUACAAAUGCUGAUGUCAAAAGAACAUCAGAACUUUUACAGCAUUGCUAAACAACAGUCAGAACACUUAACAGUUGGAGACCUCUACUUCACCAUUGCCCAAGUAAUUGACAGUGAUGUUGCUGUGCAACAUCACUGUCAGGCUGGACGGGCCCGUUCCUAUUGUUCAGACCCCAACCACAGAGUGUACAAUAUUCAAAAUAUCAAUACAAAUACAGGUGUGGGUAGUUGGACUCCUUCAAAUGACCAUUCAAAGUGGUGUGUGACCAAAAACCAAAACAAAUACUGGACCUGUAUUGCUGAUGUAAACAGGGCUAAAACCCAGUAUGAGAGGCGAGGUGGGGCGCUGUGCAUUAACAAUCAACGAAUAAGAGACAUGUUCCUGAAUUUUGCUGGGCUUACUGAGGAUUGUCCACCUACUAUACGUCAUGGAUUCCACAUCAUGGACAUCGACCCUGACUGUGGGCCAAGCCCUGAUUUCAGCACUGAUACUCGCAUGGGCUGAAUACAGCUUAACAUCAUUGUAGAGUUUCCUACUUUUUAAUAAAAUGCUAAAGAAAAAAAGUUAGAGACGCAUUGGUUUAGUCAUCACAGUUUGCCUGUUUCUGAAAAGAUAAGUAUUACAGCAUGAUUCACCGAUUUUAUUCUGUUUGAUUGUGAGAACAAGAUUUUUUUGUGUUGGAUAAAAUAAAUUAAUCUGACACCAUGA